CCCCCCCCCCACCCUUUAAAAAGCGUUACAUAAUUUGGUAAUGUCCCCAAACAUAUUUACAUUUCAUUCGGUGAACUUGAUCAAGUUAAAAAUCAUUAAAUUAAAUGAGAACUACACGAUGAUCUUCAAAAGAAUUGCUUUAGGCUUAAGCGGCGGUGUUGACAGUGCUGUUUCUGCUUAUUUGUUGAAGAGAAAAGGCUUUGAAAUUUGUGGAAUUUAUAUGAAAAAUUGGGAUGAUCGUGAUGAAAAAGGAUAUUGUUCUAGUGACAGAGAGCUUGAGGAUGCACAAUUCGUAGCUGACAGGCUGAAAAUUCCAUUAAUGGAAGUGAAUUUCGUGAAAGAAUAUUGGAAUGACAUUUUUUCGAACUUCAUCAAAGAGUACGAGGAAGGGAUCACACCAAAUCCAGAUGUUCUUUGCAACAGAAUCAUUAAAUUUGAUCUUUUCUACAAAGCAGCUAUUGACAAGUUUGGAUGUGACGCAAUUGCAACGGGACAUUAUGCAAGAACAUCUUUUGGGAGCUUCUUAGAGCAUUACAAUGAACAAAAGACUGUCAAGCUAUUAGAAUCUGUCGAUACGUUUAAGGAUCAGACAUUUUUCCUAUCGCAAGUGCCACAGAAAGCCUUAAAGAAAUGCAUGUUCCCUGUUGGUUCUCUGACAAAAGGGCAAGUCAAGGAGAUUGCAAGUGAAAUUGGACUUAAGAAUAUAGCCAAGAAAGUUGAGUCGACAGGACUUUGUUUUGUCGGUAAAAGGACAUUUCAGUCAUUCAUAGCUGAAUUUAUUGACGACAAGCCUGGGCAAUUUGUUGAUAUUGACACUGGAAAGGUCCUUGGAGAGCAUCGAGGAAUUCAUCAUUGGACUUUAGGACAGCGAACGAGAAUGUGGGGUACAAAGGGAUAUUUUGUGUACAAGAAAGAUCCAGUGACGCAGAUUAUUUAUGCAGCAUCAGGUACAGAUCACCAUCUUCUAUGGAGUGACAUAUUCUAUACAGAAAAUCCAUUCUGGAUUCGAGAGAAUCCAUUCAGCAACCAGAACAUUCUCAAAUGUGACUUCAGAUUUCAACACACAAAGCCAAAAGUAAACUGUACUGUCUAUAAAGCAAAUGAUAAAGGCGAUAAGCUGCUCGUGAAAUUAGACGAACCUUUAAGAUCAAUCACACCUGGUCAGUAUGCUGUGCUCUACAAAGAUGGUGAAUGCCUUGGAAGUUCGAGAAUAACAGAUGCAGGAACUGGUCCAAUGGAGAAUCAGCAUCAAAUUAGUGAAAAUGAUAAAGUUAAUGAAAUUAGGCAAAUAAAUUAGAAUAUUAAAAUGAAAUGAGAAGAAAAGUCAA
This is a messenger RNA of Chironomus riparius, 1328 nucleotides long. The record is from the annotation of a GenBank genome assembly. NCBI's taxonomy places the organism in Eukaryota, Metazoa, Arthropoda, Insecta, Diptera, Chironomidae.